Messenger RNA from Cucurbita pepo subsp. pepo (vegetable marrow), 3612 nucleotides. Its product is annotated as auxin response factor 9. Gene Ontology annotation, biological process: response to hormone; regulation of DNA-templated transcription. Lineage: Eukaryota; Viridiplantae; Streptophyta; Magnoliopsida; Cucurbitales; Cucurbitaceae. The record is from RefSeq and is a predicted model, not a curated record. Gene Ontology annotation, molecular function: DNA binding. Gene Ontology annotation, cellular component: nucleus.
CAGAGCUAGUUCCCGUAUAAUAGGACGCGCGCCAAGCCGUUUUGCGAUUCUUUCCUGUGACGGCGUUUUCUCCCCCGUUGAGCGACAGAGAGGAUUAGCGGUUGAUUUUCGAGCGGUUUUUAUCACAGGAUCAGUGACGAAGGUGUUUCAGGGGCGUUGGGGGAUUUGUUUCGAGUUGCAUCGAUUUUUGGUUGUUGUUUCACUUGAGAGCUUGACGAUGACUUUUCAUGGAGGAGAUUCGUAUACGCAGUCUUGUGUUUCCGCUCAAGGUCGUGGAAGAGAUGAUCUGUAUAUGGAGCUAUGGAGGGCUUGUGCAGGUCCACUGGUUGAUAUACCUCGAGUUGAUGAGAAAGUCUUCUAUUUCCCUCAGGGGCAUAUGGAACAAUUAGAGGCAUCGACGAAUCUGGAGCUGAAUAAGAGAAUUCCUCUGUUUAAUCUUUCCUCGAAGAUUCUCUGUCGCGUGAUUUAUAUAGAGCCGCGGGCAGAUCAUGAAUCGGAUGAGGUUUAUGCGCAAAUAACUUUGUUGCCGGAAGCAAAUCAAAGUGAGCCUAGAAGUUUAGAUCCAUGCCCUCCUGAACCUGUCAAACCAGUUGUUCACUCGUUCUGUAAGGUUUUAACUGCUUCUGAUACCAGCACUCAUGGUGGGUUUUCUGUCCUCCGAAAACAUGCGAACGAGUGCUUACCUCCUUUGGACAUGACUCAGGCUACACCAACUCAGGAUCUGGUCGCCAAGGAUCUUCAUGGAUAUGAGUGGCGAUUUAAACAUAUUUUUAGAGGUCAGCCACGAAGGCACCUGUUAACGACGGGGUGGAGUACAUUUGUUACAUCUAAAAGAUUAACUGCUGGAGAUUCCUUUGUAUUCUUGAGGGGAGACAAUGGACAGUUGCGUGUUGGGGUGAGGCGUCGUGCUCAACAGCAAAGCAGCAUGCCACCAUCUGUGAUAUCGAGUCAGAGCAUGCACCUAGGAGUGCUCGCAACUGCAUCUCAUGCUGUUACAACCCAAACCCGUUUUGUAGUCUAUUAUAAACCUAGGACUUGUCAGUUCAUAAUAAGUCUGAAUAAAUACUUGGAAGCAGUCAAUUAUAAAUUUUCUCUUGGCAUGAGAUUCAACAUGCGUUUUGAGGGAGAGGAUUCUCCAGAGAGAAGGUUUUCAGGAACUAUAAUUGGAGCUGGAGAUAUUUCACCUCAUUGGGCCAAUUCAAGCUGGAGAUCACUAAGAGUUCAAUGGGAUGAGCAAACAUCUAUUCUAAGACCUGACAGGGUUUCGCCUUGGGAUAUAGAACCACUCACGUCUUCAGCGGUCUCAAGUUUGUCUCAACCCGUUUCAAAAAACAAAAGGCCUCGACAAUCAACUGAAACUCCAGCUCAUGAUGGUGCUGAUUUGACUAAGUCAGCACAUUGGGAUUCUGGAUUGGCACAAUCUCAUGAUGGUAAACAGUGCGGUAAUGCAACUGAGAGCAGAAAAGGUGAAAAUAAUGAACUGUGUCAUCAUAGUGAGAUAGAUACUAUCAGCAACAGUACAUGUGUCUCAAGAACACCGACUGAUGGGACCUGGCUAUUUUCUACCCAAUCCAAUGGUUAUAAAGACCCAGUAAAUGACACAGCACAGGAUUAUAAAACUGUACCUGUCUGUGGUUGGUCUAUUCUGUCAGGACCUUCAAAGGUAAGUGAUGAUCAAAUACUUGAUCCCACUGAAAAUGGGUGGAAAGGCGAAACUGUAGCUAGUUGUAGAUUGUUUGGCAUUGAUCUCAAUCAUUUUGCUAAACUUCCUGCUGAGAAAGCAUCUUCUCAACCGAGCAGUAUGUCUAGUGACACAGAUGGGCGCAUCAGCACCUUGUCAUUGGCUCAGUCCGAUUCAAAAUCUGACAACAUAGAGGCCUCUAUAGAAAGAAAGUUAGAGCCAUUACAAGCAUCUCUGAAGGAGACUCAAAGUAGCUCAACUAACACUAGAAGCCGCACCAAGGUUCACAUGCAUGGAAUGGCCGUGGGUAGGGCAGUAGACUUAACCAUCUUAGAAGGCUAUGACCAAUUAAUAGAUGAACUUGAGAAGAUGUUUGAUGUCAGGGGACAGCUGUCUGCACGAGGUAAGUGGGAGAUUGUAUAUACUGACGAUGAAGGGGAUAUGAUGCUUGUUGGAGACGAUCCAUGGGAAGAAUUCUGUAACAUGGUGAGAAGAAUUUUUAUAUGCUCUAGGGAGCAAGUGAAAAAGAUGAGCUCAGGAAGCAAGCAGCUGGCGUCAAUAGAAGUUGAAGGGGCAGUAGUAAUCCCCGACUCCCCUGCAAUUUGAGAUAGGAACUUAAUUUUUGUUAUUCAAACUCUACGUCAGAUGUCUUUCCCUUGUUUGUUUGUUUUGUUAGAGCUUGUUGUGGUUUUGGGUCUAUAAUAAAUCAUAAAAUUGAAAGAGGGGCAAACGAAGGGCUGUUUAUGUGACGGCACAUUUUUUAGAGCCAAUUAGAAGCCAAGCUGGAUUUUUGCUAACAUGAAAAUCUAAAUAGGCGCCAAAGGAGUGCGAUGGGAUGGUCGGAAUAAUGCAUUAUAUCAUAGAGACUUGGCUUCUGGAGGUGGGAUGAGUUUGUGUGAGUCAUUUCCUUUCUUUCCUGAUCAAUGUAAAUAUGUCUUUUCUAGACUUCAAUCAUUUUAUUCAAGGCAGAAGACUGGAAGCAUCAUAUGAUGCUUAAGCUUCAAGAAAGGUUCAUUUUACUCGUGUUUUAACUUGCAUGAGAUGCUUACACCAUAUGCACACACAAACCCAACACUAGAACCUUUUAUUUCCGUACAUAUUUGAAUUCCAUAUUCAUUGGUUAUUGCAAUGAAGGGAAGGGGGCCAGGAAAGUGUUCGUUCUACCUGGCAAUUUUCAAGUACUAGCUCUUCACAUUCUGAUCUUUAACAGGACUAUUUUGGCUGUCUGAAGAUCACAAUGCCUGGCCAACUUUUGAUUACAAUGGGGAGGUUUCAAAAUGCUUGUUUGUUAUAUAUAAAUUUAUAUGAUUAUGGUGGACAGCUGAUUCUUCACGUAUUUGUCCAUUUAAACUCUGCCUGUGAUUCCAAUGCAAGGUCUGAUCAAUGCCUUUAGCAUAUACUCUGACUUGAUCCUAUCUGUUGUUGCAGCUGCGGAUGUUGGAGUGAAUAUGAUACCAUCUCUGCAGUCUGGUUAGAAGCCAGGGGAAGUUCCAAUGAGGCAGCCAGUGGCGGAGGCGGAGGCGGGGGCGGCGUUAGUUGUGGCGGUACAAGAACGGGCGGGUCAGAACAUCGGGUUGUUGGGAUAACUGAGCAUCUACAAAGAGGGCAAGUUGAGUUGGAGGCGAGCCAGAGAUUCAUGCAGUCAAUAUGAAACACAUGUUUGCAUGAUGGGACUUGCAACAAUUCCUCUUUUAUCUCGAAUUCUCCCAAGCAGACGCAGCACCUGAUAUUAAGUAGAUAAGAAAGUUAUUGCUUUUUCUUUUGAGUUAGUGUUGAUUUUGAUUUGCAACCCCACAUAUCCUGAGAACAGUAUGAUCUCGACUUAAAGUCCGAAUCUUUCUCUCACCCUAAUCGGAGAUUAUCACAGGUCAAAGAGCAAGAUAAAACUGUAACAGCCAAAGCCUACUACUAGUAGAUAUUAUCUUUUUUGA